AGGAUGACCGGGAUCGAAAGUGCUGGGGAGAAUAUUGGCGUGGGCCUACAAAAGGGCAAGCCAGUUCGAGCUCGGAAAGGCAGUCGUGCAUUGAAUCUUGAACAGCUGUCAUCAUGGAUACGAGGAUUCUCCUUCUCUUGUGCUUGGUCACUGAUUCGUUUGCUGCCAAGAUCCUGGAUAAAGUAGCGGAGGAAGUGCACCUCAAGAAGAAAGAAAUCACAGAAGAGGAGACUGCCCCGCAUGCGUACCCCGACAAAUACCCAACCGAGGACAGUCUUGACUACGAAAAGAAGUACAAGGAAUACCGGGAUAACCUCCCGAAACGCCCUGACGGGAACCAAUCCGCCCAGAGGCCGGCCGUGAAGAAGACCCGCCCGGUCCCGUCGCAGAACAUCCCUCCCUACGGCCCGCUGGGGCAGGUGAAGCUACUGAAGCCCCAGAAGGAAGCCUGCCUCGAGCGACCCAUCCACGAACGGUUUGGGGGCCAGAACUAUUACUUCAGUUGGAGGGACGACAAGUUCAACCGUCUCCUCAAGUGGGUGGAUGGAAGGAACUUCUGCCGACGGAUGUGCAUGGAGCUCGUAGCUCUCGACACUCGCUCCAAGGAGGAGUUCAUCAAGGCUCAAAUCUCUGAAGACCACAAGUUCGGGCUGGUGAAUGACACGUGGACUUCUGGUCGUCUCUGCGAUUUCAAGGGCUGUGAGAGGUCUGAUCGCCUGACCGGCUGGUACUGGGCCAGUUCAUCCGUUCCGAUCCCUCCCAAGGGCAAAGGCUUCACCGACUGGGGUGCCGCUGGAACUCGUGGCCCUCAGCCGGAUAACGCCAAUGCCCCAGAGGACUGCAUCGCCUUGGUUGAGCCAGAGGCUAACGGCGAGCCAAGCGGGAAGUACUCCUGGCACGAUCUUCCCUGUGUGUACGAGAAUGACAUCGUGUGCGAGGACGAUGAGAGUCUCCUUGCUUACGCAAAGAAGAAAUUCAAGAUUGUCGCCCUGGAGAGCGCGGCGACGCUGGUGACGGGGAACAACAAGACGGUGUACGAGCCCGUGAAACGCCUCGGCGUCGUCUACUCCGGCAUGAACUCGGCCCUGAAGACGCGCGAGGACGCGAUCGCGGAGUACCAAAAGCUGAACGCGAAGAUCGGGAAGCUGCAGCGACUGGAGCGCACGGGAAACAACGUGGUGAAGCAGCACCAGUACCAGCGCGAGGCGAACGCGUUGGAGCAGGAGCUGCGGGAGCGGACGCGUCACCUGAACGGGGAGCUGCCCCAGGUCUACGGCCACCGCGUGGAGUACUUCCAGCCCUGCCUCCAGGCGCACAUCUUCUCCCAGGUCGAGUACUACGGGGAGCUGGUGAAGCUGUUCGCGGAGCUCGUCAGCGAGGAGGUGAAGGGCGUCCCCGGUGACGCCUCGAAGGACCUGCUCGAGAAGGUCAAGGCGCUCUCCAUCGUGGCGUGA
This is a messenger RNA of Darwinula stevensoni, 1454 nucleotides long. The record is from the annotation of a GenBank genome assembly. NCBI's taxonomy places the organism in Eukaryota, Metazoa, Arthropoda, Ostracoda, Podocopida, Darwinulidae.